Eleginops maclovinus (Patagonian blennie) is the source of this 4119-nucleotide messenger RNA. RefSeq names its product repulsive guidance molecule BMP co-receptor a (gene rgma). Gene Ontology annotation, cellular component: plasma membrane. The coding region runs from base 471 to 1820 and encodes 449 amino acids. NCBI's taxonomy places the organism in Eukaryota, Metazoa, Chordata, Actinopteri, Perciformes, Eleginopidae. The transcript is spliced from 4 exons. Gene Ontology annotation, molecular function: coreceptor activity. The record is from RefSeq and is a predicted model, not a curated record. Gene Ontology annotation, biological process: BMP signaling pathway.
GACAGCGAGCCGUACGCAGCAGCAGCAGCAGCAGCAGCUUUGCCCUCAGGGCUUUUCUCCCCGACGUCGACCAUAACUAACAAUUUGGAUUCACCGCGCGGAUGAGGGCAAUUACUGGACUUAAUCUAUCAUAAUGUCUGCUUGCCGAUCGACCGCUAGUCAAAUGAGUUUAGCAAUGACUGCAGAGAUCUGAGUCCACCCCGGGUGCGAGAAGUGGCUGUUUAAAUGAAUCCCAACUCGCAAGAAGAAAAGCACUUUCAUUUCAGCAAGAAGCACAUCGGUGGACAUCAUGCACAGAUGGGAUUUAACACUCAGAAAGCCACUGAGUGCGUUUGAUUUCGGAUUACAGUGACACACAGUACGAGGUUUAUUUUUAAAGAAAAGGGGGAGAUUUUUUAGGAGUGUGCUUCCACUCGCUCCUGUUCGCUAUCCUCCGGAUUCCUGCAGGACUCCAGAGUCGCGAAGAGCCCAUGCAGUCGCCAAGGGAGAGGAGUGAAGUGCGACCCCGAGCUGGAUGGAUGGUUAUGGGGAAAAGAGGAAGACCCUCGGCGCUUGACGUGUGCAGAGUCCUCGCGGUGUUUCUCUCACUAUUCCCGUCCGUGAGCCUGCAGUGUAAGAUCCUGAAGUGUAACUCAGAAUUUUGGGCCUCCACCUCGAACUCUGGUCCCGAGGAGGAGUUUUGCACUGCGCUGCGAGCGUACAACAGCUGUGUACGGCGGACUGCACGAACCUGCAGGGGGGACUUGGCCUACCACUCUGCCCAGCAUGGCAUAGAGGAUCUAAUGAGCCAACACAACUGCUCCAGGGAGGGGCCAACAUCCCAACCACGUUCACGCACCCCAGUUCCUCCUCCAGCCCUGCCGCUCCCACCUGACAGCCAGGAGCGCUCUGACGGCCCAGAAGUGUGCCACUAUGAACGCAGUCUUCCCCGCAACACAGCUCCUCCCAAUUACACCCACUGUGGCUUCUUUGGAGACCCGCAUCUCCGAACAUUUGGGGACGACUUCCAGACCUGUAAAGUGGAAGGAGCCUGGCCUCUCAUCCACAACAAAUACCUGUCAGUCCAGGUGACCAACACUCCUGUGGUACCGGGGUCUAUGGCCACUGCCACAAGCAAGCUGACAAUCAUCUUUAAAAACUUCCAGGAAUGUGUGGACCAGAAGAUGUACCACGCAGAGACAGAUGAGCUGCCGGCUGCUUUUGCAGAUGGCUCCAAGAACGGAGGGGAUCGACAUGGAGCGAACACUCUGCGUGUGGUGGAGAAGGUUGCCGGGCAGCACGUGGAGAUUCAGGCCAGGUACAUCGGCACAACUAUAGUGGUGCGGCAGGUCGGCCGCUACCUGACCUUUGCUGUGCGGAUGCCGGAGGAAGUUGUGAACUCUGUGGAGGAAGGAGAUGACCAGGACUUGUACCUUUGUCUGCACGGCUGCCCCGCCAACCAGCGCAUUGACUUCAGAAACUUCAAGGCUCGAUCGGUGGAGGCCCACAGCACAAGCAGGACCCGCAGCACCGCGGCACAGGGCUUCACCUACCAGUCUGCCAAGGCCAAGUGCAAAGAGCGGCUCCCAGUGGAGGACCUGUACUUUCAGUCCUGUGUGUUUGACCUCCUCUCCUCUGGAGACAUUAACUUCACAAUGGCAGCCUACUACGCCUUUGAGGAUGUAAAAAUGCUCCACUCCAACAGCAAGAGAUACCACAUCUUUGAAAAGGAUGCUUUCAUGAAUAAUGCGCCACAGAGAGGCAAAGAUUUUCUUUCACUCCUUCUCCUCAACGUCCUUGCUGUCAUAUUGUGGAUUGAGUGUUGCACAGCUCAUCUAUAGUCCCCCCACAACAGUAUCCUCAUGGUGUAUCUGUCAGUGAGUGCUAGAGUACCAUCGCCGCGUCGCACAUUGGCUCCUCUCUUCUGCUCUGGUCCUGUGAUGUGACUCUGAGUCUUAUUUUAGUAGUGUUGUCGUGUCUGGACUUCAGUCUAAUGGCGAGACGAGGUCACCGUGCUCCCCACCUUUCAUCACGUGUGUUUAGCUGCUUCAUAGGACUAGUCUUUGAUGAGAGCAGCGGUGAGAGAGCCCCGGCUACUCCAGAGCUCAGGAUAUCCACCUGGGAUUAAAUCCCACAUUCUCACCGGGCCUGCAUGUCGAUGGGAAGCCGGACAAGAUGAUCUUUUGCAGAAAGAAGAGUUUGCUGAUCCUCCCUCUCCUGAUCCACUCAUUGGUGCCAAGCCAGUGAAGCUCUCCGUGCCUCAUGUGGCGAAGCGAGAGGACCUGACAGGGGCUUUUGUUAACCUAAGGCCAGAAGCAGCUAUAUGUUUGAUUAGUUUCCAGCUUUGGAGAAUCCUGAGCCUUUUGGAGGAAGCACUCAGCCAAAAGGAUGUCAGAGCAGCGUCUCCAGUUGUCUGCUGUGGAGAUUAAUGGGUCAUAGUGUGUGUGUGUGUGUGUGUGUGUGUGUGUGUGUGUGUGUGUGUGUGUGUGUGUGUGUGUGUGUGUGUGUGUGUGUGUGUGUGUGUGUGUGUGUGUGUGUGUGUGUGUGUGUGUGUGUGUGUGUGUGUGUGUGUGUGUGUGUGUGUGUGUGUUUAUUCUGAGUCUCUGGUUAAUUGUGUGUGUGUGUGUGUGUGUGUGGGUGCAGGAGCCCCUAGAAAUGGCAGAACAAACCUCUAUUGGGAGGACUCUUUCCCAUGUCUUGCUGUUGCACCCGAAAUCUCCGAAAUAGAAAAGACGAGGCGCUCCACAGUCCUGUUAAAAAUAGCCUCUGUUAGCCUAGUAGCAAUCCCUUAAGGGGACUGAUAAUAAUAACUAUUUUCUUCUUCAGUGUCAUACGGCCUUUCACUCCAUUGUUUCAGCCGACAUGUUGAUCAGACAGUGUUUUUGUGUUUAAUGUCUGUAAUGUGAAUGUAGCUAACAUGAAAAGCAGAAGAACAACCUUAGUUAAGGGCACUCGUUUACAGAAUGUAGAUCAGCCAAUCCAACUGAGACACCUCUUUGAUAGCAUUUUGUGAAUUGUUUCUCCAUUGGUGUGGAUACUGUCAGUACUAGCUAUAAAGACGUCACCUCUAGUCAAUUCAGCUUUUUAUGGACUACCAGUGUGCUGCUGAGCUGUAAACGAUAAGCAUACGUCUGUAGACGUGCUUCCAUGGCUUAAGUCAUUGCCAAAGAACAAGCCCUUGUGCCAACAUUUUCCUUACAUCUGAAUUUCCAUCUUUCAGUCUUAAAAUUUCACAUAAGAGGGAUUCAGAACUGUAUACAACUUGUGUUUGUGGGUGAUUUGCAGUACAGUAACACUCUGUAAAAGCAGCAUUAGUUUCAGUUAAAGCAGUCUCACCUUUGCUUUUCUCGUGUUUCAUGAUAACACUUUUAGUUGAACUUUGGCUCUCACCUGCAGUAUCCGUGCAUGUGUAAGUCACCUGUUACUACUCGGGCACAGUUUCACACUCAUUUAACUUUUACACUGAAGUAUUUGGCAGGCCUUACUACUGCUAUUUGGAACAUGUAUUGCAAAAAAAAAUCAUAAAAAACAAAUGAUUGUAAUGUUGAAUCUUGUGUUAAUAGCUGUAAUUUGUGUUGUGAGUUUUACAGUAUAUGGUUCUACAUGUGAAAUGUGAGAUUGUACAUAUGUUUUGUGAGUUUGAAUUUGUAUAUUACCAGUUGUGUUUUGAAUUUAUCACUCCUGUUUUUGUACAUCAGAUGUUUUGGUGAAUGUGAACCUUUUUUAUUUGAAAGGGAUUUUUGAAAAAGCAUGAACACCACAGAACAAAAUACUAGUACUUAACACAGUAUACUCACUUACUGUAGUGGUUGUGGAGAGAGUGAUAAAAUGCUGGGUGUCAUUACUUUACAUAAAACAUGUUUAAUGCAGCCCACCUUAUCUAGAAAGGGAAUGUAGGAACAAGUUCUGGGGUGUUCAUGUUUUUGAAUCUAAAGCACUUUAUGUUUUCAUUUCCAUUUAGCUCUUAUUUUGUUUAUAAUUCUGUGUCAGACUUGUAAUGGUAGAAAAGAGUUUUAAAAAAAGCUAAAUGGGAAAUGCCAGAAAGAUCAAACUGUGUUUGUAUGUAAGGCAAAUGUGGUGCCACACGCCAGCUGUUUAUAAUGUAAAUUAUUUAUUGAAUAAAAGAAAAUGUCUUGUUAA